Messenger RNA from Periophthalmus magnuspinnatus, 5980 nucleotides. RefSeq names its product karyopherin (importin) beta 1 (gene kpnb1). Lineage: Eukaryota; Metazoa; Chordata; Actinopteri; Gobiiformes; Gobiidae. The record is from RefSeq and is a predicted model, not a curated record. Gene Ontology annotation, molecular function: small GTPase binding; nuclear import signal receptor activity. Gene Ontology annotation, biological process: protein import into nucleus. Gene Ontology annotation, cellular component: nucleus; cytoplasm. The transcript has 22 exons. The coding region runs from base 302 to 2935 and encodes 877 amino acids.
CGCUGGCGUGGUGACGUAGAGACGGGAUUGCGUGAUAUCCUUCCGCGGGAGAGCAACGCGCGGCCUUUUGCACCGGAGCGUCACCGUGAAGCGCGUACCGGGCUGCGGAGCCUGUGGCACCGAGCGAACCGAGACAAGAGCCCCGUGAAACCCCCGAGACCCGCCCGACACAAGCCCGACACAAGCCGAGUCCGCACCGCACGCACCGGACACAAUCUGCUCGUCUGAACCGCCCCGACCCGCCUCGAGGACCGACACCCGGCAGCAGCACCUCCCUCCCGAGAGAACCGCAGCGGCCGCAAUGGAGCUCAUCACGAUCCUGGAGAAAACGGUCUCCCCCGACCGAAAUGAACUGGAGGCGGCACAAAAGUUUCUGGAGCAGGCGGCCAUGGAAAACUUGCCCCUGUUCCUGGUGGAGCUAUCCAAGGUGCUGGCUAACCCGGGGAACACUCAGGUGGCCCGUGUGGCUGCUGGGCUCCAGAUAAAAAACUCUGUGACGUCCAAAGACCCGGAGCUCAAAGCCCAGUAUCAGCAGAGGUGGCUCGCCAUCGACGUCAACGCACGCAAAGAGAUCAGGAAAUACGUGCUGCAGACUCUGGGCACAGAGAACUAUCGCCCGAGCUCGGCCUCUCAGUGUGUGGCUGGGAUCGCAUGUGCUGAGAUCCCAGUGAACCAGUGGCCCGACCUCAUCCAGGAGCUGAUGAAGAACAUGACCAACCCCCAGUCCACCGAGCACAUGAGGGAGAGCACUCUGGAGGCCAUAGGGUACAUCUGCCAGGACAUAGACCCGGAGCACCUGCAGGAGAAGGCCAAUCUGAUCCUCACCGCCAUCAUCCAGGGCAUGAGGAAGGAGGAGCCUAGCAACAAUGUCAAGCUAGCAGCAACCAAUGCUCUGCUCAACUCUCUGGAGUUUACCAAAGCCAACUUCGACAAAGAGUCGGAGCGUCAUUUCAUCAUGCAGGUGGUGUGUGAGGCCACUCAGUGUCCAGACACCAGGGUGCGAGUGGCGGCGCUGCAGAACCUGGUGAAGAUCAUGUCUCUGUAUUAUCAGUACAUGGAGACCUACAUGGGCCCUGCUCUGUUCGCUAUCACUAUUGAAGCGAUGAAGAGUGACAUCGAUGAGGUCGCUCUUCAGGGGAUCGAGUUUUGGUCCAACGUCUGUGAUGAAGAGAUGGACUUGGCCAUUGAGGCAUCUGAGGCCUCGGAGCAAGGGCGCCCCCCCGAGCACACCAGUAAGUUCUAUGCCAAAGGAGCACUGCAGUACCUGGUCCCCAUCCUCACCCAGACGCUCACCAAACAGGAUGAGAAUGAUGACGAUGACGACUGGAACCCGUGUAAAGCGGCCGGCGUGUGCCUCAUGCUGCUGGCCACCUGCUGUGAGGACGACGUGGUUCCUCAUGUUCUGCCCUUCAUCAAAGAGAACAUCAAACACUUAGACUGGAGGUACCGUGACGCCUCAGUCAUGGCCUUUGGAUCUAUACUGGAGGGUCCAGAGCUCAACCAUCUGAAGCCCAUCAUCAUACAGGGCAUGCCCACUAUGAUCGAGCUGAUGAAGGACCCCUCCGUGGUGGUCAGGGACACUACGGCCUGGACAGUGGGCAGGAUUUGUGAGCUGAUGCCGGAGGCCGCCAUAAACGACCUGUACCUGGCUCCUCUGCUGCAGUGUCUGAUCGACGGGCUUAGUGCAGAGCCACGAGUGGCCUCCAACGUCUGCUGGGCAUUCUCGUCUCUAGCUGAAGCGGCCUACGAGGCCACAGAAGCCGCCGAGGAGCAGGAGGAGCCGGCUACUUACUGUCUCUCCUCCACGUUUGAGCUCAUCGUGGAAAAGCUACUGGAGACCACGGACCGACCGGAUGGGCAUCAGAACAACCUUCGUUCGGCGGCGUAUGAGGCUCUGAUGGAGAUUGUGAAGAACAGCGCUAAAGACUGUUACCCUGCAGUUCAGAAAAUCACUCUGGUCAUAAUGGAGCGGCUCAGACAUGUGCUGCAGAUGGAGUCUCACAUCCAGAGCACGUCCGACCGGAUGCAGUACAACGACCUCCAGUCCCUCCUCUGUGCCACGCUCCAGAAUGUCCUUCGUAAAGUGCAACACCAGGAUGCCCUGCACAUCUCUGAUGUCGUCAUGGAGUCUCUGCUUAGAAUGUUCCAGAGUACAGCGGGCUCUGGGGGGGUGCAGGAGGACGCGCUGAUGGCUGUGUCCACGCUGGUCGAAGUUUUGGGAGCAGAUUUUCAAAAGUACAUGGACGCCUUCGAACCGUUCCUUGUGAUAGGACUCAAAAACUAUGCUGAGUAUCAGGUUUGCCUGGCGGCUGUGGGUCUGGUGUGUGAUCUGUGCAGAGCUCUCAUGUCCAAUAUUCUGCCGUACUGUGACAAGAUCAUGAACCUGCUCCUGGAGAACCUCAGGAACCAGGACGUGCACCGGUCUGUGAAGCCUCAGAUCCUAUCAGUCUUUGGGGACAUCGCUCUGGCCAUUGGAGGAGAGUUCAAGAAGUACCUGGCCGUGGUGCUGGACACGCUGGACCAGGCCUCGCAGGCGCAGGUCGACAAGACGGACUACGACAUGGUGGACUACCUGAACGAGCUGAGGGAGGGCUGCCUUGAAGCAUACACCGGGAUCAUCCAAGGCCUGAAGGGCGACCAGGAGAACGUCAUCCACCCUGAUGUGAUGCUGAUGCACCCUCGCAUGCCCUUCAUUCUCUCCUUCAUCGAUCACAUUGCGAUGGACGAGGAUCAUUCAGACGGAGUCGUGGCCAACUCAGCCGGACUCAUCGGAGACAUGUGCGUAGCGUUUGGGAAGGACGUGGGGAAGUUGGUGGAUGAUCUUCCGAGAAUUAACGAACUUCUGACAGAAGGACGACGCUCCAAAACCCAGAAGACAAAGACUCUGGCGGGAUGGGCUACCAAGGAGCUGCGCAAGCUCAAGACACAGGCCUGAUCAGGGGGUGGAGCUUGUGGACAGCGGUGUUUUCCUAUUGGUUCCUCUAGGGCCGCGUGCCCCCCUGCGCGGCCUCUGAUUGGUGGAGCCGAGCAGCAGCGUGUGUGUGUGUGUGAGAGCGACUGACGACGGAUGAUGACAUCACACCACCUUCGGUUUCCGCAGCGACGACCCCUGACCCCGCCGCAUGACCUCGACAUUUGAGACGAAGGAAAUAAGACUGUGGACGUUUCCGCGGCACCGGAGCUUCUUUAGUUUGGUCAGAGCGCGGCGGCGAGCGUGGCGCCCGUGCCAAACGCUGCUCGCUGUCGGCCAUGUUAAUAAAUAAUAAGAGUUUGUACCAGGUUCUAUUUUUCCAUGUGUGAUGAAAAUAAAAAACGUAACAUUCCCAACCGCAGUGUCGUGUCUCCGACUCAGGACCCCAACAGGACAACCCCGUCACCAUGGCAACGCCAAGCAACAGCCAAUCAGGAUUACUGCGUCAGAUGCCCUCCUGUCCUCCUGUAUCCCUGUAGUGUUAGACUGAGCCAGGCGGGAGAACGGACCUCGUUUCUGAACUCGACUCUGAAAAAGUCCCACAGCGUUGUUUACGUCUCGGAGCCCGUCGCCGUGGAGACAGAUGCCGGUUUUGCCUUAUUUUACAGUUUUGGAACGACUGUAAACGUUUAACUAUCACUGCAGUCAUCUUACUGUUUCACGCUUUUCUCUGACCUAAAAAAACUGAGGAAAAACCACCAGACUCUGCACCUCUUUCUCCUCCUCCUGCUCCUCUCCCUCUCCUCCUGGUCCUCUUCUCCUCUUAUUCUUCCCUUUAUUCAGACUGUAUUUUCUGCUUUAAACUUUGUUUUCAGACUUUUUGCUGUUUUCCAAAUGUCUGGAAUCUCUUUGAAACUCAAGCUGGGCAACGUGACAAAAAUCAAACUGUGGUCUGAUUUUUUUUGGUGACAUCACUUUGUGCCCGUCCCCUCAUCCUAUUGGCCAGGCUCUGAGUGAGUGACCGGUGGGUUUAACCAAUCACAGUGAAGGCUGCACUCAGAAGAAUCACAUUUAAAUCACUCUUUAGUUCAAACUUAAAAGGGCAAACUGUCACAAAGUGAUUCUUUUGUCAUGUCGCUCAGAUCUGAUCAAAACCUGGUUCUGUUCUUUGGUUCUGACCCAAAUCUUCCCAACAGUUUCUUGGUUAAUUUAACAGUUCUGUACAAAUGACGCUACUAUUAGACCCCGGUGUAGACCCUGGGCUGUAGGACUAAUCAAAUGGUAAAAAUAUUACUAUGAUGAAAUCCUCAAGUCUUUGUAGUUCCUGUCCUCUGUGUGUCAGAUGCCCUCCCUUUGUCUCCAUGGGGUCUUGUACAGUGUAAAAGCUGCUGUAGUUUAGACUCUACAAACAUGUUCUGACUUUAAACUAAUCCUAGAAUCCCCUUAAUUGCAGAUUUCAGUGGCUCUCAUGUGAAUGCUCCAGGUUCAUAACCGGAUUUGGGCCGGGUUUGGACCAGACGUGGUCCUAAAAACUUAAACUUUAACACUUAACCUUUAGUCCCUUUUUUCACUCCUCCUGCCCUUCAGUGAGGAGGUUGUGAGUUCAACUCCUGAUCCCUCUGGAGUGUGCAUGUCCUCCCUGUGUGGCAGAGUGGUUGUGCUCCCUGUCACGAGGAGGAUGUGGGUUCAUCUUUUGUUGUGGCCUUUGUUAAAACAAACCUUUGACUUUUCUUGGUUGAAUUUGGUUUAAAACUUGCCUUAAUUUGAGAAGCUUCAGCAAUAAACGACCGAAAUGUAUCAUUUCAUAUCAUCACGUCUGUCCCACAUCCCUCCACCUGCCUCCUCUCUUCCUGUCGCCCCUCCACAGACCUGCCUUCUCUUGCACCCUCUUCUAUCUCUUCUCCACCUCCACCCCAUCCUCCUCUCUCCUCUACCCUCCCCUCUCUCCUCUAUCUCCUCCUGUUCUUUGAUUUUCCUGCAUUUAGUUUCAUCUUUAAACAACUGAAAUAUUUAAAGCUCCCAUGUUCUGCUCAUGUCCUGAUGUCUGUUUGAGAAUCACUUUUUAGAUCAAAACUGAACAGUCCACUGACACGAUUCUUACAUUUAUUUUCUCAAAACUGUAGUACUGACUCAACCACUACUCCAUAUAAUCUGUCACCAAAGGACCAGGACUAGAGCAGAUGCCCUCCCUGUGUGCCAGAUGCCCUCCCUGUGUCUCCAUGGGGUCCUAUUCUGCAUAAAAAUGGCUAAUGUCCUUUCUGUACAAACAUGAUCUGAAAUGUGAUUCUUGUGUGAAACACUGGUUUAUUCUGGGACCAGUCAGACUCUCAGAUGGAGUUUUCUGUGCAACUGUCAGACUGCAGAUGUGUUGACCUUUGACCUGAUUUAUGGUUAAUAUCAUAAUCUCUCUGAAUCGACACAAAACAAAAACUGGCCCAAGGUUCAGAGUCUUGUCAGUCUAAAACAAAAGUCAAAUGAUUUUUUUUUUUCCUCAUAUCUUCAUAAAGAGGAGCCAUUUCUCAAGCCCAAAGAUGUGCUCGUCAUCAGAACUUUAAGCCAUAAGAUUAAUAUGACGAGUUCAUGGAGCCGAUUCCAAACUAUUAAUGAGAGGUUCAACAUUUGUGGAGCAGAAGUUUGGACUGUUUUUUUUUUUUUUUUUAAAUAGUUAAAUAGGCCCCGCCCUCUGUCUGAAACUGACAUCAUCACAUCCAGAAUCUGGGAGCUUUAUUUGUUCAUAAUUAAACUUUUUGCUGGGGCUUUGCACCACAUGUGUCAGAGGCUGGAGUUUGUGUUUGAACUGCAUUUCCCAGAAUCCCUUCAGCCCUGGACUUCCUGAGUGUUGGGUUCCCUUGUUGUUCUGUGGUGGUUCUGUUGCCGCGGUGACGGGCCCCUUCUCUCCUCCCGUGCUUCACCAAUCGCUGGUCGUCUCUUCUUUGUGGGGUUGUGCGCGGAGCUGCGGCCAAUCAGAGCGCAGAGGCUGGAUUUGAAUUUUCGGACUCAAAAAAUGUGACGAGUUUAAAUCUGCUUUUGUUUCAUAUUUAGCAAAAACUAAUAAACGUCUAUAUUGUA